AUGGCUUCUAACACAAGUUUCCUCCUCUUCGCCACCGUCACUCUUCUCCUCGUCCUCAACACCUCCGGCAGGACACUCCCGGCGACUGUGGAUUCCACCGACAUUGCGGCCAGGCUUACCGGAGGAGGACUAAUGGAGUGUUGGGAUGCACUCUACGAGCUGAAAUCAUGCACCAACGAGAUCGUUCUCUUCUUCCUCAACGGAGAGACCAAACUCGGCGAGGGUUGCUGUCACGCCGUCGGAGUUAUCACCACCGAUUGUUGGCCGGCGAUGCUUACUUCUCUUGGUUUUACCUCUGAGGAAACGAAUGUCCUUCGCGGCUUCUGUCAAUCUCCAAAUUCCGGUGGUUCUUCUCCGGCUCCUUCCCCUUUGAAACUUUGA
This is a messenger RNA of Arabis nemorensis, 381 nucleotides long. The record is from the annotation of a GenBank genome assembly. NCBI's taxonomy places the organism in Eukaryota, Viridiplantae, Streptophyta, Magnoliopsida, Brassicales, Brassicaceae.